This is a messenger RNA of Monoraphidium neglectum, 534 nucleotides long. RefSeq lists its product as hypothetical. The transcript has 4 exons. The record is from RefSeq and is a predicted model, not a curated record. Gene Ontology annotation, biological process: double-strand break repair; DNA-templated DNA replication. The coding region runs from base 1 to 534 and encodes 177 amino acids. Gene Ontology annotation, molecular function: DNA binding; DNA-directed DNA polymerase activity. Lineage: Eukaryota; Viridiplantae; Chlorophyta; Chlorophyceae; Sphaeropleales; Selenastraceae.
AUGUCACUCGUCGCCGCCGCCGCCGUCCUCGUCAUCAAAGACGCGGCCCGGCUGAUCGAUUCCUUCCUGGACGCAUUCCCUGGAGUGAAGCUCUACAUCGACCGCCUGCAGCAGCAGGCCGCACGCGACGGCGGCGUGCCGACGCUGCUGGGCCGCUGGCGCCCCAUCGAUGGGCUGGGGUCGCGUGACGCCAAGGCGCGCGCUGCGGCGCUGCGGCGCGUUGUCAACAGCCAGAUACAGGGCAGCGCCGCAGACCUCAUCAAGCUGGCCAUGUGCGCAUGGGACGACUACCAGCAGCAGCAGCAGCAGCAGCAGCAGCAGCAGCAAGUACCACAGACGCAGCAGCAGCAGCAGCAGCCGCGCGCGGUCCUUGUGGCGUCCAUCCACGACGAGCUGCUGUUCGAGGUGGAGGGCGGCCCCGCCGCCGCGGCGGCCAUGGGCGCCGCCGUGAGCGCGCUCAUGCGGGGCGCCGCGGGGCCGCUGGCCGUGCCGCUAGAGGUCAAGGUCGAGGCGGGGGAGCGCUGGGCCUUCUGA